Molecule: messenger RNA, 1199 nt
Organism: Hibiscus syriacus
Lineage: Eukaryota; Viridiplantae; Streptophyta; Magnoliopsida; Malvales; Malvaceae
Product: zinc finger protein CONSTANS-LIKE 7-like
Exons: 4
Coding region: 214-1176 (320 amino acids)
Biological process (GO): regulation of flower development
Cellular component (GO): nucleus
Molecular function (GO): protein binding
Source: RefSeq, a predicted model, not a curated record
AAACUCGGCAUCUAAUUCCACAAUUAAAGUGUUUCAAAGUCCAAAUAUUUUAGCUAAUCAUAGUUGUAAAUUGUACUCUAUUUGUCCACACUCGAGACUAUAUAUCUCUGUGUCGUCCGAAGGUCGAAGAUCUUUGUCCCGUUCUUCCAUGCUAUUCAACCGUUAAAGAAAGAAACGAACAAAGAUCUCUUGUUCAAUUCCAGUUUCACUCAAAUGUCUUACAAUCUUUCUGUUUCUGAUGAUUCUUCCUUCAAUCGUUGUGUUCCAGAAGUGGUUUCCACUGAUACGAUUGAUUAUCAGUCACUGUUUGAUCUGCCUUUCUCUUCUUUCUGCGAUUCAUCGAGUGGUUAUAAUAUUCAGGAAAACACAGUUGUUGAAUCCGAUUGUGCAGACCAAGUGUUUGCUGAUUUGCUUCCUUCGCAUCAGCUUGAAAAUCUCAGUCUUUGUCAAACUACCCAGUUUCCGUCUCUGUGUUUUGGUUAUAAUACGGAGAAUGGGUACGGGAAUUUGGAAGUUAAAAACGAAGAAUCUAUAGUGGAUUUCGAUUCUGCUUACGCUGAUGCUCAUAACAAUGGCGGGAAGUUCUUGCAAAGAAGCUUUAGUAGCAACAGUUUUGAAGGGAAGUCUAGUUUUUUAUUCAGACCUUUUGAAUCCCUCAUGGAAUCGCACAGUUUCCAUGGCCAAGCCUUGAGCUUGCCGGAGAACAGCUUUUUCAUUAGUCAGAUGAGGAAGGUGUCGAGCACCGGCGAUUUAGAGAGUAUGAGAAACGUUCAUAACACCCAAAGGUCAAUUUCGACCCCAUCAACAAUGGAAGACUCCAUUAACUCAUCAAUGGAGGAAUCGCCGUUUAAAGUGGGGCGUUACAACGCUGAAGAGAGACAAGAGAAGAUCUUAAAGUACAAAGCAAAGCGAAGUCAAAGGAACUUCAACAAAACAAUCAAGUAUGCAUGCCGGAAAACACUAGCCGACACCCGUCCACGAAUCCGUGGCAGAUUCGCACGGAACGAUGAAACCAUAGAGAGUCCCCAACCUACAUGUUCAACUAGAGAUGAAGGCGAAGAUAACCUAUGGGUGAUGUUGCAUGAGGUUGACGAUGAAGAAAUGGGUACUAGAGGAACUCUUAUGAACAGUUUGGACAGCCAAUUUCAGUUUCAAUUUAAACAUGGCUACUUCUAAGUGGAUCAUUUCCUUGCAUAGUU